GGUAGUGGGGUCUGAUAGUGAUAUCGAGCGGUGUGGGGCGGCAGAACCCGCUCUCCCACUAAAUUUUUGAAAGUUGCAUGCAAAGACCGAGGCGCAGGAAAUUUUACGGCAGUCGAGGUUAGCAGGAAGCAUCCCUCCAAGUAAUAGGAAAAAGUGCUCCCCAAGUCGCCCGGGUCAACUUCCAAGAUGGCCGGCUCAAUCAACAAACCCAAGAAGCCAAAGUCCAAGAGGACCCCCGUGCGCCUCCGCCACAAGAUCGAAAAGGCGUCGGCAGCCAAGCAGAGGAAACAGAGAAAGCUCGCCAAGCAGAACCCGGAAUGGCGCUCCAAGCUCAAGAAGGAUCCCGGCAUCCCGAAUCUGUUCCCCUACAAGGAAAAGAUCCUCGCGGAGAUUGAGGAGAAGAAGCUGCGGAAGCAGGAGGAGGCGCAGAAGCGCCGCGAGAUGGCAAAGGCCGCCAAGACGGGCGGUGUCACCGAGGCUACGUCGACGGGCCAGGACGUCAUGGCUGAUGUCGAGGACGACGGCAUGAUGUUUGACGACGACGACGUCGACGAGUCGAACCCCAUGGCUGCCCUGCUGGCGAGCGCGAGGGCCGCUGCUGAGAGCUACGAGAAGGACCUUCGCGACGGCGGCGACGACGACGACGAGAUGGACGACGACGACGACGACUCGGACGACUCAGACGCCGCGCCCGAAAUCGCCGUCGGUAACGCCACCUCCCGCAAGGCGUUCGACAAGGUCUUCAAGAACGUCGUCGAGCAGGCCGACGUCAUCCUUUACGUCCUCGACGCCCGCGAUCCCGAGUCCACCCGCUCCCGCGACGUCGAACGUAGCGUUAUGGCGGCCGCCAACGGCGGCAAGCGCCUCAUUCUCGUCGUCAACAAGAUCGACCUCGUGCCCCCAAAGGUCCUCAAAGACUGGCUCGUCCACCUGCGCCGCUACUUCCCGACCCUUCCCCUACGCGCCUCCAACGCGGCGCCCAACGCCCAGACCUUCAACCACAAGGAGUUGACGGUGCAGAAGACGUCAGCCGACCUGUUCCGCGCCCUCAAGUCCUACGCCGCUAGCCGCCAGCUCAAGCGCGCCGUCUCAGUCGGCGUCAUCGGCUAUCCCAACGUCGGAAAGUCCUCUGUCAUCAACGCCCUCCUCGGCCGCCUCAGCGGCGGCCGCGGCGCUUCCAAGGCGUGCCCCGCGGGCGCCGAGGCUGGCGUCACGACGAGUAUCCGUGCCGUCAAGAUCGACAGCAAGCUCACCCUCCUCGACUCACCCGGUAUCGUCUUCCCCUCGGCCAACAACAGCACGACAUCCGGCCUGGUGUCGCUCAAGAACGCGACCGACGCCCAUGCUCACCUCGUGCUGCUCAACGCUGUGCCCCCUAAGAACAUCGAGGACCCCAUCCCCGCCGUCACCCUUCUCCUGCGCCGGCUGUCUGCUACCCCCGAUCUGCUGCAGAAGCUGACGGACGUUUACGACUUGCCCCCGCUGCUGCCGAGCCGCACCGAUGGCGACAUCACGACCGACUUCCUCGUCCAGGUCGCGCGGAAGCGCGGCCGCCUCGGUCGUGGCGGCAUCCCCAACAUCAACGCCGCCGCCAUGACCGUUGUUACCGACUGGCGCGAUGGCCGCAUCCAGGGCUGGGUUGAGGCCCCCGUCCUGGCCGUGCAGGGCGAUGGCGCCGCCGCUGCGGCCCCCGUCAGCGACGACGUCGGCGCAGCGGACCAGAAGACCAUCGUCACGGAGUGGGCCCAGGAGUUCAAGCUUGACGGCCUGUGGGGUGACGAUAGUGCUACUGCUGCUUCCGCUGCCGGUGACGACGAGGCGAUGGAGCAGUAAAGGCCGGUGGGAGAGGCGAGGGUAUGGAUGGUAAUGAGUAGGAGGUGGAAGGGGGUUAGUACAUGAUAUCAAAGAGAAGAAGUACUAGAGAGAGGUACACACGCAUGCAUAGAUGCCGUGGCUUUUAUCAUCAUGCGCCUGGCUGGGUGGGCUGCUUCUGCUUUUUUUUUUUUUGGUUCUUAACGUCUUUUCAUUUGCUCUGGCGUUUCGGGGCGGCCGAGGGAAAAAUAAAAAAGAAGGGGGAGCGACAAUUUGGCCUGUUGUCCUCGUUCAUACAAGCAUACACACCUUUUACGAACUGCCCUUGGUUUCAGAACCCGUGCAAACUUGUAAUGAUGUGCGCGUGUGCGCAGAGAUGAUGCGAAAUGUUGGUUCACAGGACGGAGGUAAAUCAUCAAUCACAAAGGAAAUGAUUGGGAGAUGGGAGACAGGGCAGGAUGAUCUGAUGGUCUAUACGAUCAAGGUUUAUU
Colletotrichum navitas is the source of this 2303-nucleotide messenger RNA. Its product is annotated as P-loop containing nucleoside triphosphate hydrolase protein. Lineage: Eukaryota; Fungi; Ascomycota; Sordariomycetes; Glomerellales; Glomerellaceae. Gene Ontology annotation, molecular function: GTP binding. The record is from RefSeq and is a predicted model, not a curated record. Bases 187 to 1833 code for a protein of 548 amino acids. The transcript is spliced from 2 exons. Gene Ontology annotation, cellular component: nucleolus.